AUGCUUCGUCGUCAACCAGUCGAGUCUCUCCAACCCCAUCUCCUCUUCAACUCCUCAAACCCUCACACCGCAACUCACAGGCUCAACCAAGAAACCAACCACUUUGCAUCGAGAGGAUCGUUGCCAGUUCUUCCGUCUCUUGCUCUUGCAUUGAGCGGUCCAUCUUCGAUUACCGCGGAGGUCGUGUCACCGAUGGCUUCACCAAAGACGUGGAGGUCUAUGUUCUGCUGCGUCGGAGGAGCAGGGGCGGGGGCUGCCGCCGAUGCCGACGACGAAGGGCCGUCGCCGUCUUCCACGCCGAGGAGGAGAAGAGGGGACAGAAGGGCGCUGCUGCCGUCGUCGUCCGCGUCGACGGCGUCCAGGGUCUCCCUGUCCAGCCUGGGGUCGACGGGCACGCUGACGCCGGAGGACCUCUCGCUGACGCUGUCGGGUUCCAACCUGCACGCCUUCACCUACGCCGAGCUCAGGGCGGCCACCGCCGGCUUCUCCCGCUCCAGGUACCUCGGCUGCGGCGGCUUCGGGCCCGUGUAUAAGGGCCAGCUCGCCGCCGAGCUCCGGCCGGGCCUGGAGGCGCAGACGGUCGCCGUCAAGUACCUUGACCUCGACUCCAGCUCGCAGGGCCAUAACGAGUGGCUGGCGGAGGUGUUCUUCCUUGGGCAACUGAGGCACAAGAACCUGGUGAAGCUCGUCGGGUACUGCUACGAGGAGGAGCACCGCAUGCUGGCGUACGAGUUCAUGGGGACCGGCAGCCUGGAGAAGCACCUGUUCAGAAGCAUCGACGGCCCCAUGCCGUGGAUGACGAGGAUGAAGAUCGCCGUCGGCGCCGCCAAGGGCCUCGCCUUCCUCCACGGCGCCGACACGCCGGUCAUCUUCCGCGACCUCAAGGCGUCCAACAUCUUGCUCGACUCGGACUAUACCGCCAAGCUGUCAGACUUCGGCCUCGCCAAGGACGGGCCCAACGGCGACGCCACCCAUGUCACGACACGUAUCAUGGGGACACAUGGAUAUGCCGCACCAGAGUACAUCAUGACGGGGCACCUGACCGCCAAGAGCGACGUCUAUAGCUUCGGCGUGGUGCUCCUCGAGCUAUUAUCGGGUCGGCGGUCCAUUGACCGUGCUCGACGUUUCAGGGAGCAAAGCUUGGUCGACUAUGCCAGGCCAUACCUCAAGAAGCAGGACAAGCUGCACCGGGUCAUGGAUCCGGCUUUGGAAUGCCAGUACUCGUGCCAGGGGGCCGAACUGGCCGCACGAGUGGCGUACAAAUGCUUGAGCCAAAACUCAAAGUUGAGGCCCACCAUGAAAGAGGUCGUUCAGGCCCUAGAGCCCAUACUCAAGAUGGACGACUACCUACAAGUGGGUCCAUUCGUGUUCACAGUCGUAGUGGAAAAUACCGAGAAAAACGUUGGGAGCAAAGGAAAGCUUAUUGGUGACGAGUGGAAGGCUGACAUGAAGGUUGAGAAGAUUGUAGAGGACAAGCAGCAGAGCCACCAAGAUCGGCACCGGCAAAAGUUCCCAAACUCAACGAUACACGCCGACAUUUUGCUGCAACGGGAUGGUGCCAUCGGGCCUUAUACCACCGCGCUACAACGUCACCGAAGAGCAUCAAGUUACACCGAGGAAAGGGGUGCAUAG
Messenger RNA from Triticum turgidum subsp. durum (durum wheat), 1632 nucleotides. The record is from the annotation of a GenBank genome assembly. NCBI's taxonomy places the organism in Eukaryota, Viridiplantae, Streptophyta, Magnoliopsida, Poales, Poaceae.